Cannabis sativa is the source of this 1371-nucleotide messenger RNA. RefSeq lists its product as uncharacterized. NCBI's taxonomy places the organism in Eukaryota, Viridiplantae, Streptophyta, Magnoliopsida, Rosales, Cannabaceae. The record is from RefSeq and is a predicted model, not a curated record. The transcript has a single exon. The coding region runs from base 1 to 1371 and encodes 456 amino acids.
AUGGAGAUGUUCAGAGAAGGAGGGUCCACAUCACGACCCCCAAUGCUGGAAGGUGCUAAUUAUCCAUACUGGAAAACCAAAAUGCGAGCAUUCUUGAGGGCGGUGAAUGAAAGAGUUUGGAUGGCCAUAGAAGAUGGUUGGACAUGCCCAACGAUGAUGGAUAACGGUGUCACCAAACCAAAACCUACGAGCUUGUGGACUCCAGAUGAGAUGGAGAGGGCCAAUUUUAAUUCGAAGGCCAUGCAUGCUUUGUUCAAUGCAGUGUCCAAAAAUCAAUUGAAGGUCAUUGCAAACUGUGAGAUGGCCAAAGAGGCUUGGGAAAAACUACGAAUUAAAAAUGAAGGAACGGAUGCUGUAAAGAAAUCCCGUCUUCGUGCUUUGGCAAAAGCGUUUGAAGAUUUAUCAAUGGAGGAAGAAGAAACGGUGGCUGAGUUCCAUGCUAAAUUGUGUGACAUAUCAAAUGAAUCUUAUGCUUUGAGAAAGGCUUAUUCUAAUGCAAAGCUGGUUCGUAAAGUCCUUGGAGUUCUACCUAGGAGAUUUAUGUCUAAAGUAACCUCCAUUGAAGGAAUGAGAAACGUGGAGGAACUGGAUCUUGAUGAACUGAUUGGAUCCCUGCAGAAUUAUGAAAUGUCAUUAACAAGGUGGAAGAAAGAAAAAAAGAAGAUGGAUGUGAACAAAGAAAAAGGGGACAACAAAAUUGCGUUCAUUCACAAAGAAGAAAAUAAGUCUAUCCCAGAUUUGUCUGCUGGUUUCUCAGAUGAAGCUGUAGAUUUGCUGACAAAGAACUAUGCAAAAUUCUUGAAAAAGAAGUACAAGAAACUGUGUUCUGAAGGUAAGAAAAAUGCUUCCAAAAGAAAUCCUCUUCGGAACUUCUGGCAUGGUCAGGAACCCAGUGACAAUAAGAGCAUGGGCAUUCAGUGUAGAGAAUUUGAUGGGUUCGGACACAUUCAGGCCGAGUGUGCUAACACUCUCAAAAAGAAGAAAGCCCUUGUUGCCACCUGGAGCGAUAGUGACGAAGAAAAAGACUCUAUUGCAAGCAAAAGUUCUAAUGAGGAUAAACAGGUAGUGGCUUUCAUGGCUCAAAGUCAUCAGUCUAUUGAAUCUGAGGAUGAUGGAGUCUCCACUGUGUCUGAAGUCGACAGUAAUGGAAGACAAAAUGCAUAUGAAGAGAUGUUUGCUCAAUGGGAAUAUAUGACCAAGCAGAUUAGAGGUCUGAAUAGUGCCAAGGAGCAGAUAGAGUCUGAAAAAGUCAAGCUGGAGGACACUGUUAAGAAUCUCAACAAACUUCUUGAUGAGAAGGACAAUGAGAUCUACAAGCUUUCAGCUGAACUCAUAAGAGCUAAACAGGCUUUAGAGUUUAUCCCUCCAUAA